Molecule: messenger RNA, 2274 nt
Organism: Pelecanus crispus (Dalmatian pelican)
Lineage: Eukaryota; Metazoa; Chordata; Aves; Pelecaniformes; Pelecanidae
Gene: LIMA1
Product: LIM domain and actin binding 1
Source: RefSeq, a predicted model, not a curated record
AUGGAGCCUUCCCCGUUUAACAGAAAACAAUGGACUUCUCAGUCUCUGAGAAUCACUGCGAAAGAGCUUUCUCUAGUCAACAAGAAUAAGUCAUCAGCUCUUGUGGAGAGAUUCUCCAAGUAUCAGAAAGCGGCUGAAGAAGCCACUGCUGAGAAAAAAAGAAGUAACACAGAAAAUCUUCCCCCCCAUUUUAAAAGGGGGAAUCUGAGUGUACUAAAGAAGAAGUGGGAGAAUCCAGCGCUGGGAGCGGAGUCUCAGAAGGAAACUCUACGAAGCAGCUGUGCUGAGGUUAGGCACAAGGUCGCCAGCCCCGGGCUCGGAGUCGGGAGCAGCCCUGCGCCUUCCCCAGACGAGGAGCAAACCCCGGGGGCUGGUGCUGCAUCUGACGCCCAGGCCCCUUCCAGCACCCCUGGCCAGCUGCAGUGUCCCGGAGCUGACCACAGAAGGCUUCAAAGCCACUCGCUGGAGAGCGGUAAAAUGGAAAACUGUCUGAGAGAGUCCAGAGAAGUGGAAAAGCCUGAAGCCAGCGAAAACAUGGACUCUUCGGGGAAGAUCGAGAAAUACAGCGUUCCGCUGAACAAACUCAAGAUGAUGUUUGAAAAGGGUGAAGCGACUCAGACCAAGGUCCCUAGAGACCAGAGGAAGACAGCAGUCGGCAGGAGGAUUUCCGAAAACAGCCUCUCUUCGGAGGACUUUGAUGUUGGCCAAGGAGAGAAGAGCCAUAGCACAUCAGAUAAGGCAGAGACCAAGAAAAGCCUGGAGAUGCCUCGCUUAACAGAAACUUCAAUAAAGGAUAGGCUGGCGAAGUAUCAGGCAGCUGUGUCCAAGCAGGGCAGUUCCACAGGCCUCAUUACCAUGAAUGAGAUUCAAGCCAGUGAAAGUGAACUCAAGAAUUACAAAUCUGAGCAGAAGGAGAAUAUGCCACCAAGUCUUGAGGACUCCAUUUCCUAUCAGGAUGGGGAGAAGGUUUCUGUAGGUGAGAACAGCUUGUCUUUCCACUCUGGUGUUCUAGAGGAUGGCAAUGUUGGACAAAACUUGGAGAGCAAGACAGAAGUUCAGAAACCUGUCAGCACAAAGCAGCAAAACUUUGGUUCUAAACCAGCUGGCCAGACAGAUGCAUCUCUGCCAAAAGCAGCGAAGAAAUUUCAGUUGCCGAUGAAGGAAACCUGUGUUGGGUGUCAGAAGACUGUGUACCCGAUGGAAAGGCUUUUUGCCAACCAGCAGGUGUUUCACAUCAGCUGUUUCCGCUGUUCCUAUUGCAACAGUAAACUCAGUCUUGGGACAUAUGCAUCUCUGCGUGGGAAUAUUUACUGCAAGCCUCACUUCAAUCAGCUCUUCAAAUCUAAAGGCAAUUAUGAUGAAGGCUUUGGACACAAACAGCAUAAGGAAUUAUGGGCAGGCAAAACUGAAUGUGAAGAAUCCCUGGAGAAAACUGUCCAUGGUGUAAAUGCAACAGAAAGUCCGCAAAGCCCAGGAGUGGAGGAUGCCCCAAUUGCAAAAGUAGGAGUUCUGGCAGCAAGUAUGGAAGCAAAAGCUUCAGCUUUGCCUGAAAGAGAAGAGAGACCAGCAGAAACCAAAAAGCUCAGGAUUGCCUGGCCACCUCCAUCUGACCAAAGUGUUCAAGGAAGUGCCUUAGAUGAGGGCAUCAAAGUACUCAAACCCAAAUGGCCCCCGGAAGAAGAGAUUUCCAAGUCAGAUGUGCUGGAGGAUGUGGAUCUGGAUCUCAGAAAGUUAAGAAGAUCUUCCUCGCUGAAGGAAAGAAGUCGUCCCUUUACAGUAGCAGCCUCAUUUAGAACAACGUCUGUUAAAGGCCAUAAAACUGAGAAUUCAUCUUCUUCUAAGGCAGAGAGAGACAUGUUGAAAAGAAGUGAGGAACUGGAGAAAGAGGUCAUGGUAGACAAAAAGCAAAAGGAAAAGAAGGUUGAGAAUAGGAACAUCCAGAGUGCUGAAGAGAAAAAUGUAGAAGAAGAACGGGAAUUGUCUGGUAUCAAAACAGUAGAGCAUAACUUUGUAGAAAAUGGCCAGGUGAAUGCAGAGACAGAUGAGGAAGAACAUGCUAUGGAAGAGCAGGAAAUUCCAAAUGAAGAAUUCCUUGAACCAAAUUCUCCUAAGCAUUCCAGCUUAGCCAAUGUCGUGACUGCUAAGGAAUCAUCUCCUAACCAGAAUCGCAAAUCCCAAGAUGUUGGUUUCUGGGACGGUGAAGAUAUGGAAGACCUAUCUGUGGAAGAACAGAUCAAAAGAAAUCGUUACUAUGAAGAAGAUGAUGAAGAAUAA